Molecule: messenger RNA, 1522 nt
Organism: Phyllopteryx taeniolatus (common seadragon)
Lineage: Eukaryota; Metazoa; Chordata; Actinopteri; Syngnathiformes; Syngnathidae
Gene: lin28aa
Product: lin-28 homolog Aa
Exons: 4
Coding region: 166-795 (209 amino acids)
Molecular function (GO): nucleic acid binding; zinc ion binding
Source: RefSeq, a predicted model, not a curated record
CACGAGUGCGUACCAACCCCCUCCAUUCUCCGUCCCCUCCCUUCUGCUUUCUCCCGCUCCUCUUGCUCCACUUUUUUUUUUUUGCGCUAUAGUGGCGACGACCUGCGUGGAUCCGUGCGUGUGCGUGGGUGCUAUCAUUUUUUUUUUUCACGCGGAGGACGAGACAUGGGCUCCGUUUCCAACCAGGACUUCCCAGGGGUGUGCAAGGCGGACGAGGACGAGGGCCCCAUCCCGGCCGAGGAGGACUCGCAGACCCUCCUGCAGGGCCUCGGCUUGUGCAAGUGGUUCAACGUGCGGAUGGGCUUCGGCUUCCUGUCCAUGACGAGCCGGGACGGCGUGCAGCUGGACGAGCCAGUGGACGUGUUCGUGCAUCAGAGCAAGUUGCACAUGGAGGGAUUCCGCAGCCUGAAGGAAGGCGAACCCGUGGAGUUUACCUUCAAGAAGUCCUCCAAGGGGCUGGAGUCGCAGCGGGUCACAGGCCCCGGCGGCGUCCACUGCGUGGGCAGCGAGCGCAGGCCCAAAGGGAAGAAGGUCCAGAAGAGACGCUCCAAAGGAGACCGGUGCUACAACUGCGGUGGUCUUGACCACCAUGCCAAAGAGUGCAAGUUGCCGCCUCAGCCCAAAAAGUGCCACUUCUGCCAGAGCAUCGAUCACAUGGUGGCCAACUGUCCAAUCAAAGCACAGCAGCCCUCGCCGGGUCCUCAGGGAAAGCCGUCCUCCUUGAAGGGCAACGAGGAGGAGCAAGGGGGACGCGCCUCGACCGCGCCGCCCCCUCUUCAGGAGCCCUCCGAUUAGAGAGGCCGGGUGGAGGUGGGUUUUUUUGGGGGGGUUGGUUGGUUGGGCAGCACAGAGGCCAAUCAAACUGUUUUGACAGAGGGAUCGCCGCGCACCUAAAGCUUCUUUUGGAACUACCUCAGGUUGAAACGAAUAUUCUCAAGAAGAAUGUUGCUGAUGUAUUUCUUCGAUAUUUUUGAAUUUGUUGUUAUUGCUUACACUCAGGAAUACUGCUGUAUGAUUGCACUCUUUUCAAUAGUGAGAAUCACUGAUGUUCUUUAUAGGCCUUUACGUUACACUUACUUCCAGGUGGCAAAAAACAGACAACCCAACCACAACCGCAGGUUCCACUUGAAUUUUUUUAUUUUUAUUUAAUUUUUUUAACUUUUGAGUACUCACCAAUAUGAUUACCGAUACCACUAGUACUUUUGAUAUAUAUAAUAUCAAUGAACACAGUGAGAGAGAAUUGCAAAGACCUUUCUUUCUUUCUUACGCACAUGAUGAUUUGCCGAUGUGUCAACCGUCGCACUGUAGCCCCAACUACUGCAGAGGAGGGCUUACUCAAUGUGAGACUUCUAUAUAUAUAUUUUUUUUUUUGGCUGAUAUCGACAGCCUUCACCCGAUACCUUGAAAUAAGGCCGGUGUCGCCCUGACACAGAUACCUGGUAUUGGUACUCACCCAUCUGUAGGAAAAAAAAAAAAAAAAAAAAAGUAAACUUUUUGGGGUAUAUUUGGUGGUAUAACCCAU